This is a messenger RNA of Sphaeroforma arctica JP610, 216 nucleotides long. RefSeq lists its product as hypothetical. The annotation marks the transcript as partial. The transcript has a single exon. NCBI's taxonomy places the organism in Eukaryota, Ichthyosporea, Ichthyophonida. The record is from RefSeq and is a predicted model, not a curated record.
ACAGUCGCCACUAUGGGUAUGACCAGAGAAGAGUUAAUGAGACGGUAUCAGUCGGAUGCUGCAACAACACUUGGAGACCCGAAGAAGAAGAAGAAGAAGAAGAAAAGUAAAAGUUCCUCUUCCAGACACAGCGGCAGUAAGGUAUCCAUUCGCUCGAACACUGGUCUGCGGAUAAUAGACGAGGAUGACGACUUGUUUCCCAGUAUGCAUAAGUAA